Molecule: messenger RNA, 500 nt
Organism: Oxyura jamaicensis (ruddy duck)
Lineage: Eukaryota; Metazoa; Chordata; Aves; Anseriformes; Anatidae
Product: ankyrin repeat and SOCS box protein 16-like
Exons: 2
Biological process (GO): negative regulation of delayed rectifier potassium channel activity; neuronal action potential
Cellular component (GO): axon initial segment; synapse; membrane
Molecular function (GO): transmembrane transporter binding
Source: RefSeq, a predicted model, not a curated record
GUGCUGAGCCCCCGCAAGAAGCAGACGUCGGCGCUGCGCAUCGCGGCCGCCCGGGGCUACGAGGACUGCGCCCGGCACCUGCUGCUGCGGGGGGCCGAGGUGGACGCGGUGGUGGGGGGCCGGGGCCCCCUGCACGACGCCGCGGCCGCCCCCCGCCCCGCCUGCGCCCGCCUCCUGCUCGACUUCGGCGCCGACCCCAACCUGCUGAGCGCCGAGGGCACGGCCCCGCUGCACCUCUGCACCGCGCCCGACAGCCUGCCGUGCGCGGAGCUGCUGCUGGCCCACAGGGCGCGGGUGAACCUGGGGACGCGCGAGCGGCAGCUGACGGCGCUGCACGUGGCGGCGAGCCGGGGGCUGGCGGCGCACGUGGCUCUGUACCUGCGGCACGGCGCCGACCCCUCGAGGCGCAGCCGCCAGGGCGAGACCCCCCUGAACGCCGCCUGCGCCGCCGCCGAGCGGCCCCCCGAGGCCCCCGCUUACCUCCAGGUGGCCGAGAGGCU